Molecule: messenger RNA, 2768 nt
Organism: Camelina sativa (false flax)
Lineage: Eukaryota; Viridiplantae; Streptophyta; Magnoliopsida; Brassicales; Brassicaceae
Source: RefSeq, a predicted model, not a curated record
ACAUGUAUCCAAGUUUAUACUAGAGUUAAAGUCGGUGACGGUGGCUCCAAUAGUCCAAUCUAUGGCCGCGUAAUUAAAGGUCAGUCUUUUGUCUCCUCCCUUAGACGUGCCAAUCAAUAUGUCAUUAUUAAACUAUAGACCCCAAAUUGAUUGAUUACUUAAUAAUUCUAUAUGAAAUUUAGAUACGACUUCUGUGUGUUUUUAUUUUAUAAACAAGCACAUGGAGUUCUUAGAUGUCACAAAAUUAGUGAGGUAGGGUCUCUUGUCCCAUGUGCUAAAAACUACAUUUUCUCCCAACAAAAACCUCUUAAGUUUUUCUCAAACUCUCUUUGAAACAAAGCAACGAAAACAAUGUUGUUGUUACCUUCUUCUUCUUUUCUUCGUUUAUUCUUCUUUCUCUUCCUCUUGUUCUCUGUUUGUAAUUUCUUGCAGACUAGAGCCGCUGAUGAUGAUGAUGAUGAUGAUAUAAGCGGUGAUGGUAUCAAAGUAGACCCGAGUCUCACCUUCGAAAACCCGAGUCUUCGACAAGCCUACAUUGCUCUUCAGUCAUGGAAACAAGCUAUCUUCUCUGAUCCUUUUAACUUCACAGCUAACUGGAAUGGCUCUGAUGUAUGUUCCUACAACGGUAUCUUCUGUGCUCCUUCUCCUUCUUCGAAAACUCGAGUUGUUGCGGGUAUUGAUCUUAACCAUGCGGACAUGGCUGGUUAUUUACCACGUGAGCUUGGUCUCCUAACUGAUCUUGCACUCUUCCAUCUCAACUCAAACCGGUUCUGUGGAGAAGUUCCUAUCACGUUUAAACACAUGAAGCUUCUCUUCGAGCUUGAUUUAAGUAACAACCGUUUCGUUGGGAAGUUCCCUAACGUUGUCUUGUCUUUGCCUUCACUCAAGUUCUUGGAUCUUCGUUACAACGAGUUUGAAGGCGGUAUCCCAGCUAAGCUUUUCGAUAAAGAGCUCGACGCAAUAUUCUUGAACCACAACAGGUUUAGGUUUGGGAUACCUGAAAACAUGGGAAACUCUCCUGUUUCUGCUCUAGUUCUUGCGGAUAACGAUCUUGGUGGUUGCAUACCUGGUAGUAUCGGUUUCAUGGGAAAGACUCUCAACGAGAUCAUCCUCUCUAACGAUAACUUAACCGGUUGCUUACCACCACAGAUCGGAAAUCUCAAGAAUGUGACAGUCUUCGACAUCAGUUUCAACCGCUUAAGCGGUCCGUUACCGUCAAGCAUUGGAAACAUGAAGAGUUUGGAACAGCUUAAUGUUGCUAACAAUAGAUUCACAGGAGUUAUACCAAGUAGCAUUUGUCAGCUCUCUAACCUUGAGAACUUCACUUACUCUUCCAACUUCUUUACCGGUGAUGCACCGAGAUGCGCGGCUCUUUCGGGAGAUGACGUGGCGGUUAAUGGCUCGAUGAAUUGUAUUGCUGGUAAAGAACGUCAAAGAUCGUCUGAAGAGUGUUCUUCUCCUGCCUCACGCCCUGUUGAUUGUAGUAAGUUUGGUUGCAACAACUUUUUAUCUCCUCCGCCACCGUCUUUUAGGAUGUCACCUACCGUCCGAGUACUUCCUCCUCCAGCAACACCGCCUCCGUCUUCGAGAAUGUCGCCUACGUUUAGAGCAACCCCGCCGCCGCCUUCUUUUAAAAUGUCGCCUACUUUUAGAGCAACCCCGCCACCGCCUUCUUCUAAAAUGUCGCCUUCCGUCAAGGCGUAUCCUCCUCCGCCACCGCCAAAGUAUGAGCCAUCUUCGCCUCCUCCUCCUUCUUCCGGAAUGUCGCCUACCGUGAGAGCAUACCCUCCACCGCCCCCGCCGCCACAAUCUCCUCCUCCGCCAUACAUUUACUCAUCUCCUCCACCGCCGUCGCCAUCUCCUCAUCCGCCGUAUGUCUACUCAUCUCCUCCGCCACCUCCGCCCGUAGUUAACUGUCCACCCACAGCACAAAGUCCGCCACCGCCACCGCCUCCCCAAUAUUGGCAAACUCCUUCACCAAGGGAAUACUAUCCAUCACCUCCUUACUACCAAUACACGUCUUCUCCGCCACCGUCACCACCGCCUACUUACUACGCCGCUCAAUCUCCACCACCGCCGUCUCCGGUAUACUACCCUCCUGUAACAACAAGUCCUCCACCACCGGUCUACUACACACCGAUAACACAAUCUCCUCCGCCACCGCCGGUCUACUAUCCGCCGGUUACACAAAGUCCACCUCCGCCACCAGUAUACUACCCACCGGUGACACAAAGCCCUCCGCCGCCACCAGUCUACUAUCCGCCGGUGACACAAAGCCCUCCGCCGCCACCAGUCUACUAUCCCCCGGUGACACAAAGCCCUCCACCGCCGCCACCGGUCUACUAUCCACCGGCAAGCCCAAACCAGUCUCCACCACCACCGGAGUAUCAAUCACCACCACCAAAGGGAUGCAACGAUAGUCCAAGUAACGAUCAUCACUACCAAACACCAACACCGCCUUCUCCGCCGCCUCCAUCAUACGACGACACACCUCUCCCGCCUAUCCGCGGUGUCUCUUACGCAUCACCUCCUCCACCAUCAAUCCCAUACUACUAAGUUUAAACCAUGCAUCAACUAGUGGUUAAACGUGGACACACUAGUCACAAUGAUUAAAAUUCUUUUGGCUUCGAACCUAUUUGUGUGUUUUGGUUGAUACGAGACAUUCGAGUUAUUUUUUUUCCGAUGAAUAUUUUGUUCUUUUAUUUCUUGAUUAAACACAGAAUAUGAAGUAUAUAGUUUCACUGUUUCACUUAUUUUCCUAUUGGUUA